AUGGCGGCGUAUUGGACCAACACCGUGCGUGUCGUGCGAAGACACGCCUACUUUGUCGGGCCAGGCAUCGUCGCCUCUGUCGCCUACGCAGAUCCAGGCAACUGGGCCACCGACCUCCAGGCCGGCUCCGAGUUUGGCUACUCGCUCCUCUUCAUCGUGCUCCUCACCGGCAUCUUUGCCGUCUUCAUCCAGAUCCUCUCGUGUCGCCUCGGCAUCGUCACCAACGCUGACCUCGCAAGGCAGUGCCGCAUGCUCAUCCUCAACGAGGACCGCCACGGCACCCCUCCUCACCAACCCGUCUCCCAUCCAAAAUGGAGGAGGUGGGGCCUCCUCUAUCCGCUCUACGCCAUCGCAGAGGGCGCCAUCGUCGCGACAGAGCUCGCCGAACUCACAGGAUCCGCAAUCGCGCUCAACCUCCUUUUCCCCGCGCUUCCGCUCUGGGCCGGCAUCCUCGUCACCUCGGUCGACGUCAUCCUCAUCCUCUUCAUCUACCGCCCGCCUCCCAACGGCUCCUUCCGCCUCCUCGAGGCCAUCGUCUCUGUGCUCGUCUUUGUCGUCCUCUCCUGCUUCAUCGUCCUCCUUGUUCGCAUAAAGCCACGCUGGCCUGACGUAUUCCACGGCUACCUACCCUCCCAUCACGUCGUCCAGAGCGGCGCCCUCUACGUCAGCGUAGGCAUCCUCGGCGCCACCGUCAUGCCACACGCAAUCAUCCUCGGCUCCCACUUUGCCUCCAUCGACCGCCUUCCCGGCCUCGACACCGACGAACCUUCCUUCGACUCGCCCGCUCCACAGGGUACCCCGCAAGCCCCACAACAGGUCCACAGCACCUGGGCACUCGUACGCCAGUCCUUCUCACGCACCUUUAGCCAAAAGUCGCACGCCAAGUCCGAGGUCAUCCGCCUCUCCCGCGUCGUGCGCUCGCUCAUCCAGCACCGUACAAACCCCCAUCACACUGACGCCGACGACGGUGCAGAAUCGCUCGACAGUGUCACUCCUAGACGCUGCGGCCGCAGCCGCUACCACGACCCGGCGCAAAAAAACCUGCCUCCACGCACGCUCGAUAGCAUCCGCAUCCACCUCAAACAUGCCUCCGUCGACAUUGGCAUGUCGCUCGUCAGCUUUGCCAUCGUCAUCAACUCGGCCAUCCUCAUCGUCGCCGCCGCCGCUUUCUACUACACCGACUCGCGCACAGGCCCGGGCCAAGUCGUCGUCGCAAGCCUCUACGACGCAUUCUACCUCCUAAAGCAGCGCCUCGGCAGCCUCGCAGCCGUGCUCUUUGCCGUCGCACUGCUGGCUGCAGGCCAGAGUGCCAGCAUCACCGUCACCCUCGCCGGACAGCUCGUCAGCGAAGGCUUCAUCAACUGGCGCACCGACCCUUUCAUCCGCAGGCUCAUCACGCGCCUCGUCGCGGUCAUCCCCAGUCUGGCAGUCUCGCUCGCCGUCGGCAAGGAAGGUUUGGAUGAAAUGCUCGUCGCAAGCCAGGUUGCGCUCAGCAUCGCGCUGCCCUUUGUGCUCCUGCCCCUCAUCCUCGUCACGGGCAACAAGGCAAGGAUGACCGCAAAAGAGGCACCCGCCGUCAGUGUCCGAUCCGAGGUCGCGUCGGCAGCCUCGUCGACACGAUCAAGCGCUCAGAUCGAGCGACCUUCGCCACGAGCGGACGACAUUAUUGUGGGCGAGCAGGAUACGCCAGCGUCAGAGAGCCAGGCGCUUAAAACGCCGCUCGAGCCACAACCCGAGUUGGCCUUGACCAACACUCUGCCCCGCCACCCAGUCGACGCGCAGACGCAAACGCAGCAGCAAGCACACGAGCAGACACCGCAGGCCGAGUCGAAAGCGGCGUGCUUUGCCAACAAGUGGUACAUCCAGGCGCCUGCAUUUGCCAUCUUUGGUGUGAUCGUGGUCGCAGACGUGUAUGUGCUCGUCACGACGUUUGGCGGCUUAGAUUGA
Molecule: messenger RNA, 1947 nt
Organism: Moesziomyces aphidis
Lineage: Eukaryota; Fungi; Basidiomycota; Ustilaginomycetes; Ustilaginales; Ustilaginaceae
Source: the annotation of a GenBank genome assembly